UUGGCUGGAUGACCGAAUGGCAGCUUUUACGCAGAGGGUUGUCUCACCUGCUGAAUCGCGCUCCUCCAUUCAGCACAGCUCAGCCCCUCGUUCGCUCUCACCUCCAAUUAACAUCCAGCCCUGCGAGGUCAGCGCUGCGUCUCCCAGCUUCUCGCGGCGUGUUCGCGUUUAGUCUCCCGCUUCACCCUGACGCGACGAGCCCGCGGGCAUCCUGCCGUGCCCCCUGCGCAUGGAUGGUCUCAGCCAGAGCAGGCGAACAAAGCGAGAGUCUCUCCAGAGAACUGCGUCCCCUCUCCAAAAAAAAAAAAAACCCAACCCAGGGAUGAUUGUUGUCUGUAAGUACUCCGGAUAAUCCUCUGUUGUUUUUCCUCCUUGUUGUUAGGUUUCCUUGUGUGUAGUUCACGGGGACAGAACGCGCUGUGAAAGAUGGAUACGCUCUUUUUUAGCCCGACGGACAGGCAUUUAAUUUAGGGAACACCCGAUGCCGCUGCUGGACAGAAGUAAUGGGCAGAUUUUGGAUCGCGCCGGACUCGUUAUUGGUUUCCUGGGAGUAGAAGAGGCCUGUGUUCGAUGCUUGAAAACAGAAACGACAGCACAGUUCUGCCGCAAACACACAAACAGUGAUUUCUUUUCCCCCCAAGGCGUGAAUUGCCAGAUUACAAAAAACACAUCUGUGAAUAUACUGACACGCGCGUAAACCGACAGAACUAUGGAGCACACCGGGAUCGAGGAGGUGAACCAGACGCACCAGCAGCAGCAUGAGCCCAUCAGCUUCGGGAUCGACCAGAUCCUCAACAGCUCGGACCAGUCCAGCGGCUGCAUGCUGCCCAACCGGACCAACGGCGACCCGGAUUACGCGCUGGCCCCCAACGUCUACAGCAACGGGUACAACAGCGUCUACAACCCGGCCUGCUCCAUGGCGGCGGCGGCGGGUCUGGCCGGCUCCUACAACGUCAACAUGAACAUGAACGUCAGCAUGAACAUGAACAUGAACGUUAACGUGAACUCGGGCGGUGGCGCCGGUGGGGUGAUCCGGGUGCCGGCGCACAGACCCAUGCCGCCGCCGCCGCCCUCCGUCGCCGCUGCGCCGCAUCCGCCCCCCUCAGGGCAUCCGCCGGGCAUCGGACCCGGCAUCCCCUCGGUGCCCGGGAUGGGGAUGGGGAAUGCGGCGAACUUCACCUUCCCGUGGAUGGAGAGCAGUCGGAGGUUCGCCAAGGACAGAUUAACAGGGGAGCAGGCAGAGGAGAGCCGAGUCGGAGAGGCCACAGGGGGGCCGGGGGCCGCCGGGUCCCUCUGUCAUCUCCCCAAGGGAGACAUCGGCAGGGUCCCUGUCUGGAGCACUGUGGAGACGUUAGCUAAAUGCUAUUACCCCGAGCUCGCUCACCUGCGAGACGGCAAUGGCCUUCUAGCAGACUAUCCUUUCCCAAAGGGGGCUUGCCCAGCUGCCCUCUCGCCUUUCUCCGUGACCCGUCGCAUCGGCCACCCUUACCAGAACCGGACGCCGCCCAAGAGGAAAAAGCCUCGCACCUCUUUCAGCCGGGUGCAGAUCUGCGAGCUGGAGAAACGCUUCCACCGGCAGAAGUACCUGGCGUCGGCCGAGCGCGCCACCUUGGCCAAGGCCCUGAAGAUGACAGAUGCACAAGUCAAGACCUGGUUUCAGAACAGACGGACAAAAUGGCGGUAAGAAUCCAG
Molecule: messenger RNA, 1692 nt
Organism: Paralichthys olivaceus (Japanese flounder)
Lineage: Eukaryota; Metazoa; Chordata; Actinopteri; Pleuronectiformes; Paralichthyidae
Source: RefSeq, a predicted model, not a curated record